Messenger RNA from Porites evermanni, 468 nucleotides. The record is from the annotation of a GenBank genome assembly. NCBI's taxonomy places the organism in Eukaryota, Metazoa, Cnidaria, Anthozoa, Scleractinia, Poritidae.
CUAAAAAGGUGGGUACAACACAACGACCUUUAUCUCCAUCUUGGGUUUCUUCAAUACAUAAUCUUUUGGUAUAUUGCGCCAUAUAUAGUAGGUGGUUUCGACCCAAUCUUGGCUCGUGAAAUAGAUGUGGCUGCCUACGGAAGUUUGUGCUCUGAAUCCACUGUCCUCUUCAAGAAGAAAUAUCGGGAACACAACGAGAGAGUUCAAGCCAUUAUUCUAAAGGAAAAGUUGCUGAUGUACAAUGUUAAACAAGGCUGGAAACCCCUGUGCGAAUUUCUUGGCUGUGAGAUUCCUGAACGAAAAUUUCCUAGAGAAAAUGUUGGAGACGCGCGAGCCAAAAAAGGUAUAAAGUCUAAGCUACAGCUUGGGACAAUGAAGCUCUUCGUUGUCUUUGCAGCUCUUGGUUUCCUAGCAAGUGUCUUUUACUUGUUGUACAUCAAAUGUGGUACUGUAAUGAAUCUUUCGUGA